This is a messenger RNA of Dovyalis caffra, 1266 nucleotides long. The record is from the annotation of a GenBank genome assembly. NCBI's taxonomy places the organism in Eukaryota, Viridiplantae, Streptophyta, Magnoliopsida, Malpighiales, Salicaceae.
AUGGUUGAUAUUUUACCUUGGAACAUGGUUUUAGUACCUAAUGGUGUUGAUGUUGGUAAGAUGAUUCAUGGGUCACCAUCAAAUGGCAUAAUAUCUUCUUGUAUGGCUAUGAUAUACAUCAAUAUCAGGGCAAUAGACGAUAUUUUCCAAGCGUCCCCGGGGAAUUUUAAGCAAGCAAUGGAAGUGGCGGUGAAAGAGACAGGAAAGGAUUUUACGUGCAUCAUGAGUGAUGCAUUUCUUUGGUUUGCAGCGGAUAUGGCUCAGGAAUUGCAUGUCCCUUGGGUGCCCCUUUGGACCUCAGGACCCCGUUCCCUCCUCUUGGUCCUUGAAAUCGAUUUAGUCCGCCAGAAAAUAGGAUGCAUUAUUAAUGAUAAGGUCAAAGAAAAAUCUUUCGUAGGAGUAAAAUCGAAGACAGAACAAUUAGUUGACUUUCUUCCAGGAUUUUCUCAAAUACAUAUUGCUGACAUACCUGAAAAUAUAAUCUCGGACAGCAAUGGAUCAGAAUUCUCAGCAAUGUUGCAUAAAAUGGGAUUAACAUUACCACGGGCGGCUGCUGUUGCUUUAAACUCAUUUGAAGAAUUAGACCCUGAUGUAGCGAAUCUGUUCAAGUCAAGACUUCCCAAGUUUCUCUACAUUGGUCCCUUUGCUUUGGCAUCUCCAGAUCCUUUCAUGUCUGAUUCACAGGGUUGCCUGGAGUGGCUGGACAAGCAGAAACAAGGAUCGGUGGUGUAUAUUAGUUUUGGAAGUGUGAUAAAGCUACCACCCCAAGAGUUUCCAGAGUUAGCAGAAGCGCUAGAGGAAUGCAAGUUGCCAUUUCUUUGGUCAUUUAGAGGCAAUCCUGAAGAAGAACUGCCGAAAGGGUUCUUAGAGAGGACUAAAGAGAGGGGAAAAGUAGUUUCAUGGACUCCGCAGGCUAAAGUCUUGCAAAACAAAGCAACUGGAGUGUUUAUGACCCAUUGUGGGUGGAACUCGGUCUUGGAAAGUAUUAUUGGAUGUGUGCCUAUGAUUUGCAUGCCAUUCUUUGGGGAUCAAACAAUGAGCAAGAGGAAGGUAGAGGCAGUAUGGGGUACUGGUAUCGGGAUGGAAGGUGGAAGGAUCACUAAACAAGUAGUUAUGAAAGCGUUGAAGCUUAUCUUGUCAACCGAUGAAGGGUACAAAAUGAGAAAGAAACUUGAAUACCUCCAAGGUCUUGUUUUGGAUGCUGUGGAAUCAAAUGGUAGCUCUACCAAAAAUUUCGAAACUUUGGUAGAGUUGGUAAACAAGUAA